Messenger RNA from Caenorhabditis elegans, 1699 nucleotides. It is a transcript of the gene ugt-18, whose product is annotated as UDP-glucuronosyltransferase. Gene Ontology annotation, molecular function: UDP-glycosyltransferase activity; glucuronosyltransferase activity. Gene Ontology annotation, cellular component: membrane. The coding region runs from base 74 to 1675 and encodes 533 amino acids. The record is from RefSeq and is marked reviewed. Lineage: Eukaryota; Metazoa; Nematoda; Chromadorea; Rhabditida; Rhabditidae. The transcript has 8 exons.
AUUUCGACCAAAUAGUCAACAUUUCCAUUUCUUAUCUUACAAACCAAUCAUUCAAGUUAAGAUUACUCCGAUCAUGAAAUUCGCUCUUAUUUUAUUCUUUGUAUUAAUACAUUCUACAUUAACGUAUAAAGUUUUGGUUUUCAAUCCUGCUUAUGGUGCAAGUCAUUCUAAUUUUCUUGGAAAAAUAUCUGAUAUUCUCAUUGAUGCAGGACACAAUGUGACUAUGCUGAUCCCAGAGUAUCUGAUAACUAAGAAAGAUUUUGUUGGCUCAAAAAAAGUGAAAGAUGUAGUGAGAAUAGGAAGAGACGAGAGAGCUGGAAAACUUUUCGAAGAAGAAGGGAUUGAGCAUAUGGGAAGGGCAAGAGUAUGGAGAAUGGAUCCUGAAAUGAUGUCUCUGGUAACGAUUGUCGGCUCAAUGAACCUGGCUAUAGGCUACCAGUGUGAAUAUAUUUUCCAACAAAAAGAUAUUAUCGAUCGUCUGAGAAAUGAGCAUUUCGAUCUUGCAAUAACGGAAUCCCUUUUUGCAUGCCCAUUUGCUUUAUUCGACCACAUUGGAAUCAAGAAUGUCAUAAAUGCAGAGUCGAAUUUAUUUAAGGACGCUGUAAAGUAUGCUCAUGGAGAGCCAGCUGCGAUCAGUUACUACCCUGGACUUUUCUCUCCACAUGAUGACAAAAUGUCGUUUGUAGCACGUGUCAAAAACAUGAUCACAAUGCUUUUUACGAAAUAUCUGUAUGGAUCAAGAUAUGAAAAAGAGCUGGAGAUGAUUAAGCCAUAUUAUAAUGGAACUGAAACUUGGGAAGAUCUUUUCACAGGAGUAGCAUUUAAUUUGAUAAAUUCAAAUCAAUACAUUGAUUAUCCGUCUCCAGCUUUGCCUAAAACUGUUUUUGUUGGCGGAAUGCAGGUUAACACAAACGAGGCUAAAACAAAAUUAAGUGAUGAAUGGAAUAAUAUACUUAAUAUACGCAAGCAGAAUGUUUUGAUUUCAUUCGGAUCAAAUGCAUUUUCAUCGGAAAUGCCUGAGGAGUUCAAAAAAUCAUUUUUAUAUGUGUUCGGAAAUAUGCCUGAGAUUACUUUCAUCUGGAAAUAUGAAGAAGCCAAUGCAACUUUGACUAGUCAUCUGCCAAAUGUGAAACUUACCACGUGGAUGCCACAAAACGAUUUGUUAGCUGAUGAUCGUUUGACACUAUUCGUCACCCAUGGUGGGUUGGGCAGUACAAUGGAGUUAGCUUAUCAGGGGAAACCGGCACUGAUAAUUCCCCUUAUGGCUGAUCAGCCAAGAAAUGCUCAUAUGCUCAAAAGGCACGGAGGAUGUCUUCAGUAUCACAAAACCAUGCUUGGGGACUCCGAACAAUUAUUAAAAGCUUUUAAAACUGUACUGACUGAGAGAAAAUAUUCUGAAAAUGCUCAGAGACUUGCUAGAAUCUUGAGAGAUCAACCAGUUUCUCCAAAGGAUCUUGUUUUAAAGCACUGCGAAUUUGCAGUUGAACAUGGGGCUCUAAAUUCUUUAAAUUCUAGAGGAAGAUAUCUAAACACUUUCCAAUUUUAUUCAUUUGACAUAGCAAGUUCUAUUGUGAUGUUAGCACUUUUGGUGUUAGUUUUUAUAUAUUUUACUCUUUUAUUUAUAUUCAAACUUGUUGCCCGAAUUUUUUUAUCGCAGAAAACCAAGAUGGAAUAAAUAAAUGGAUAAUCUAAUUAAAAA